This is a messenger RNA of Ilex paraguariensis (yerba mate), 840 nucleotides long. Lineage: Eukaryota; Viridiplantae; Streptophyta; Magnoliopsida; Aquifoliales; Aquifoliaceae. The record is from the annotation of a GenBank genome assembly.
AUGAUGGGAAAAAUCUCAGCCCUACUAUCUUUAGCUCAUACGAGGUGGCAACUAACCCUCUCAAGGAUGCCCUACUAUCAGACAUGCAUCAGCAUGUCGGCAGCGCCAACUUAUUUUCCAGCCUAUUAUUUUAAAAAUACUGAUGAAGAAGGGAAGGAACAAGAAUUCAAGCUUAUCGACGGUGGUGUGGAUGCUAAUAAUCCGACUUUGGUUGCGAUUAGCGAAGUGACCAAGCAAGUGUUCAAGGAGAACCCAGACUUCUUCCCAAUCAAGCCCAUGGACUAUGGUCGCUUCUUAGUAAUCUCAAUUGGGACAGGCUCUGCAAAGAAUGAAUACGAGUACAAUUCUCAAAAGGCUUCCAAGUGGGGAAUUUUAAACUGGCACUUCAUUCAGAAAAUAACUAUCUUCGAAUCCAAGGAUGACACCUUAAACGGGACCCUAUCCUCUGUGGACGUAUCUACAAAAGAGAAUAUGCAAAAUCUUGAGAAAGUUGGUGAAGAGCUCUUGAAGAAGAAUGUUUCUCGUUUCAAUGUGGACACCGGCAAAUACGAACCAGUUAAAAAUGGUGGAACCAACGUGGAAGCUCUCAAAAAGAUUGCAAAAAAACUUUCAGAUGAAAUAAAACUCCGGGAGUCGAAAUAUAUUGAUGCUCAUCAAAAACUUUAAAUGAGUUGGGGUUAUUGCUUCAUCUAUAAAUUCGAGUUGUUCUUUAUAGUUUUAUGGUAGACGGAACUUGGUUGUGGUCUAGAGGUCUUUGUUUGCUAUGAUUUCAAAAUCCCAAAUUUUCAUGUGAAUUUUAUGUAAUUUUUUCCCUGGACUUUUGGCAUUUUUCUAUUUGGC